This is a messenger RNA of Cicer arietinum (chickpea), 776 nucleotides long. RefSeq names its product lachrymatory-factor synthase-like. Lineage: Eukaryota; Viridiplantae; Streptophyta; Magnoliopsida; Fabales; Fabaceae. The record is from RefSeq and is a predicted model, not a curated record.
UCAACCAAAAAAGUUCGCACAAAUGGCGAAGGAAAUUAAGCAAAAAAAAUGGGAAGGUAAAGACACCGUUGAGAUAAGAGGCGUGGAUGGGGAAAUAGUGUGGCACGUGUUAGAGGAUUUUUGUAACCUUCACAAAUGGAUUCCAAUAGAUACAUGUUACAAAAUUGGGGGAAUUGAAGGUCAACCUGGUCUAAUCCGUUAUUGUGCUUCCGCAAAAAAAGGUGUCACUAAAGAUGCUGAGCCAACAAUUAAGUGGUUCAAAGAGAAGUUGUUGAAAAUUGAUCCCAUCCAACGUUGUUUGUCCUAUGAAAUUGUCGAUAACAACAUGGGAUUUAAGAAUUAUGUAGCUAUAAUGAAAGUAUUGCCAUUGCAAAUCAACGGUGGUGAUGAUGGUAAAAGUGAAGGGUGCAUGAUUGAAUGGUCGUGUGUUUGUGAUCCAAUUGAAGGGUGGAGUUUGCAAGAUUUGAAUAAUUACAUUGGGUCUUUUCUCAAGAGCUUGGGAAAUAAGAUUCAACUUGCAUACUCUUAUUCACCUAGUAAAAUUUAGUGGAGCGCCAAAACCAUAGCCUCUUCUAUCUAUAAUAUCUAUCUUCAUGUGAUAUCAUAAACAAAUAAUGUCUUACAAAUAUAAUAAGAAAUUUACACAUGUCAAAAGCGUCCAUAUGUUGUUUCUAUCUCUCAUUCAUUUUGUGUAAUUUCUUAAUUUUUGUUAGUGUUGUACUGUGACUCUUACUCUUUCUAUCUCAAUAUGAAUUUGGGCAUUUGUCUUUUUUAAU